Messenger RNA from Rhipicephalus microplus (southern cattle tick), 4106 nucleotides. RefSeq lists its product as uncharacterized. NCBI's taxonomy places the organism in Eukaryota, Metazoa, Arthropoda, Arachnida, Ixodida, Ixodidae. The record is from RefSeq and is a predicted model, not a curated record.
AUUCUGGCGCAAAUGCGGCUGCGGUGUUUUUAAUCUUUUCUCGCACGCUUUACCGAAAUUGCGCGCGCUUAUUUUUGGUAAACGCUCGGCCACGAAGGCAGAGGAGCCCGUUAAGAGUCUCUGAUUUACUCCUUUCCCUUGAUCGGUUGAAAAACCGCGCUCCCCGGCAUCUCAAAGGCGCAUCAGGAGCACGAAGUGAGAACGUCCACUAAGGUUGAAAGUUUUCAAGUCAAGGUGGUAUAUACACUGCCCUGUAAACCCCAAGUGCCUGUAGUUCAGGUAAGGGGAUGUGCCUCGCUCCGGAUGCUGUCAUGCCAACUGCUUGGAAAUAUUGAUACAUAAAGACAAGAAAAGCAACAUUUCAAAGUGGUCUGCUUGCUCGGUUGGAACUGGAGAACUAAGGCUCUGGAACUGCGCUGGUUUCUUGGAGACUCACUCGUCUCUUUCAGAACGGGAGCAGGCAACAAAUGUAUUUUUGUAGUCUUUGUGCCUACUCCACAUGCGGUAAGGCUCAUCUAGCAAUUCAUGCCUACCAUGAGCAUCGUGAUGUACAGCCCGUACCAUGGCAUUCAAAAGAUAGCAUUUUGCCGCAGCCUUCCCAAUCGGAGACAAAAUAUUUGGUCAGACCGAAGGAGUACAUAUGUGGACUUUGUAAACAACAGUGCCGUUUUAGAUGCCUCACUACUGUAAUGUUCCGUGGACACCUUGAAGAGCACCAUUGUGGCUCUGUGGCAUAUGAUUGCCAUCUGUGUUUGACUAGAGCUAGCUCCCCGGGUGUUCUGUUAGAGCACUACAGGUGUGAUCAUGCCUAUUUUAACGUGCACUGCCUGUACUGUGACUUCGGUAAAGAAGAUGACUGGGUCGUCAUGCGGCACAUCAUGGAAAAGCACCCAGACAAGCCAUUUCGGCUGCUGCUUAGAAACGGAGACUCAGCUGCUGUCAUCCAAGAGCUGCGAAAGUUAGUUGAAGAAUACCUGUCUAGAGACCCUGUGCCACAGCCAUUCCUGUCUGGGUCAUCGCAGGUUGAACCAUGCACUCCGUCAAUGCAGCAGACUGCAGACAUCAGCAGGAAGAGCAACAACAAGCCGACAACAAAUUUGCAACAACUUUGUACAACAGAGUUGGUGCCAUUGAAAGAAACAGAAAACAUACUUCACAAUAACAGUGAAAAUAAACAGCGAACUGUUGAGACAGCUCGCGAAAGUAUUGAAGUAGAACCUAGGCAUCAAGCUGUGCCCUUGCCGCAGUUAUUGACACGCACAUUAUUUCAACUUGACGCAUGUUCAUAUGAAGCAACAGAACUGAGAUCGCAAGCCAUCGGUGAUGCAACAUUGCAAGAAAAAAAUGCAGAAUGUGGUAAUACAGGUUGCAAAAUCAGUAAAAACCGGGACACUGUUCAAUCACAUGUGGGAAGAGCUGAAAGUACAGGAAGUGAACUUUCAUCAUUGUUUGAUCAUACACAAUGCAAAACAGUGCCUGAAAGUGAGGAAGUAAUAUCCACGCUUCAGUGCGACGUUGAAAUGGAAGUGGGACACGCUGAGAGUGCCGAAUGUGAAAGGGAGCCUGAAAAUGACCAAAGGACACCCACUAUUAAAAGCACUGUUGAAAUGGAUACACCAUAUUCGCAUGUACAAAAUAAAGCAACACCUUAUAAUGACAGUUUGACAGCCACAUUCAAGGACACAUCUUUUCCUGGUAGACAGCAAUUCUAUUGCAACAUACAAAACUGCACCACGGAAUUCAAUGAUGUGUUUGACUUUAUGAACCAUCUUACUGAUAGUCAUCCCCCUCAGUCAUUCCUUCACUGCCCGAAGUGUGGCACCGUUAUUUCUCCUGUAGAUCUUCUUGGACACAUUGUUGAGAGGCACAGUGGGGUCAUAUUUUGUCCUUAUGAUGACUGCUCAUUUGGAAGCCAAAAUCAGUGGGACGUUGAUGAACACAUUAUUCAAGCCCAUCAAAUCUACCAGGCGGAGCGGGCAAAAGCUGACGAAGCUGUAGCAGCUACAGAAGCUGCACUUUGUUCUUCAGCUGUUUCACCCUCUGCAAGUUAUGCUGAGGAGGGUAGCAAAGAUGGUGUUGAUAUUGCCAAUGUCUUGUGCUAUGAAAAUGAUGAGGCUGAUAAGCAGUGUGAAGAAGGUCAAACAGAAACUGCACAAGACCUCACUGCAAGAUAUCUUUGUGGCACUUGUCUUAUACAGUGGGACACAACACUUUCCUAUCUUCAUCACAUGGCUACUGUACACUCCGUUGCAUUCUUCUGUGGACAUUGCUUGAAAUCGUACAAGAAGUCAAGGAGUCUGCUUGUGCAUGCUGGUUAUUAUCAUCUUGGGCAGCCAUUUUCGGUGUGGAAAUUCGAGGAUGGAAAAAUAGUUGAAGUUGGCAAGCUUGUUGCACCAUCAUGGGUUCAUGAAGCUCAGUGUUAUCUCAAGCUGACCUGUCGUGCAAGGCUUCAAGCAAACGGUAAAACCAUGAUAAAAAAUCUCAAAACUGCAAUCGAUUAUGUGACCUCUGCUGUUCUCUCCAAUGAAGUGGAGCAGCAACAACGAAACACAACAUCCUCUAUAACAGAUGACCUAAGUACAUCUACAACUCCAGAGACUCGCAUACGGUGUACAGAACCUAUGGUAGACAACUUGCAUACAAGAGUCACUGGUAGCCACUCUUUUCAAGGCAAGGCAUUGCGUGAACCUCCGUCAGCAUUGGACAGUCUUGGUGACAAUGACAUUGAUCGAUCCUUGGAGGAUUCCAUCCAUUCAGGAGUUCUGUCUUGUGUGCCAAAUGACUUUGACGUCAUGUCCUCUAUAGCACAGCUUUUAAAAUGCUUACCAACAAAAACACCCUUUCGCACGAAGCCUCAGCGGAGCGUGAAUGGUAAAGUUCACAUGAACAUACUGUCGUCAGUGUACAUUGACGCUUCCUCUUGCAAAAAAGUUAAUGGAAAGAUUGUAGUUGAGGAAGAAGUUCUCCAGAAUUUGGCUAGUCUGAACACCACGCAUGUACACAAGAAAAAUGUUGGCAGUGGCCCUGAUUCUUUUCUACUUGGAGCACAUGCACGGUCGCAUGUGUGCUCUGUUUGCCUGAUCUCCUUUGGUACUUUUGAAGAUCUCUGCAAGCACUUUGCAGAAAUGCACGAGAACUCUUUCAGGAACAUUGACAGUGCCAGCACUUUAGUAAGUUUGCAAGGUGACUGGAAACUGCAAGGAUUUACAUCUAUUUCCAACACCAUCAGAAAUGUCAAGUUUAGUUCCAGUGGUGAUGCACAGAUCGAGCGCUCAAACAGGAAGAUAGCAUUGCAUUUCAAGCAGAUGAAAUCAAGGUAUUUUAAAGCCUCAGCCAUCACUGACAACAUCUUCAUCCGAGUAGAUGGUGCACGAGUGCCAUAUAGCCAGUUCGCAAGUGUUACAAAUUUGAACCCUGUUGUUCAAUUGGUCAAACUGCCAGUCAUGAAACAAGAGCCACCAUGAACUGCUUUGUCAUGCGUGUAAUUUCACAAUUUGGACUCAUUUUCUGUUGUUGUUUGUGAAGUGUUGGUGCACCAAUCAUUUUAUUAUGAUGCAAGAAUUGUUCUAAGCAGAUUUUAUCUUGAGAGCUUUGUAGGUUGAUGCACGCAUGUUCUAUUUAUAUGUCAUAGUCAUAUGGAUAUUACCUUUCACGGAAAACAGGAUUUUAAGCAAAGUUCUGUUGAUAUUAUUUGUUUGCAUUUGCUUUGUUUUUCAAGUGCAAAGCUUUGUUGUGUUACAUUAGAACAGAUGUUUUUAUUAAUUUAUGCAUUUGUAACUGAAUAAAUUGCUACAGCUUUCUAUAAAUGAUGCUUCAAUAUUAUAGCUCUAGCAUAGACUUUUGACGACCACAGGUUAUCCUCAGAAAUUCAACCAGUUUUAACAUCUGCAGUUUUACAUCAGAAAAGUCCUUUUUUGUACAAUGGUUCUGCAUAUGCAUGGCAAAUGUGGCAUAUGCUUUAUUGCUUUGUGUGCAUAGUUAUGCAGAUGUGUGCGUGGUUAGAUGGAACACUUAGUAGGCAUGCACUUGUGUAUGCUUAUGGAUUCUGUUUUUCAUUGUGUCCUACCAAGGUGGUGUGAAAUGAAUAAACAGCGCAAAUAACAGGA